CAUUCAUUGUUUCUGCAACUAGACCGUUGCUUCAGAAAUUAAUUGAUCAAGAAAACGACCGAGCCGCGUGCUAGCAGGUGGAUCGGACGACUACGAGCGCGUACAUCGAACGGUCAUUCGGAUGACGGAUGUUUAGUACAGAUCCGCCGGUGGACGCCUAGCUGUUCCUUGAAAAUAAAACAAGGAAAGCCAAAAACGCUGCAAACUAGUAACGCUGGCGGUGAAAAAACGGCUGCCAUAGGCCAUAGCACCUGUUUGAGCUCCGGCUGGUUUUAUUCAACAGUGAAUAUACGGGUUCAAUUCCUGGUGGAUGCACACCAACAAGAAGCGUUGUCAUGUCAGUCCAUAAAAUCCUCUGGAGCUCUGUGCAGCUGAGUUACACACUUGUACCUGCACAAGAGCACCGAAUACAGUUAAGUCAGUUAACAAGAGAAGUUGAAAAAAGAAAAAGUCAGUUAACAAGAGCACCGAGGUCGUCGUGUGUGAGAGGCGUGAACUCUGUCAGUUUCUGUGAACCGUGGCAUGCCGUGGUGGCCUUGUGAUGCAUAUAAGCCGUCGUGAGGCACAAGGGAGGAUCAUCCACCACCCCUUCGCCCGCAACCAAAGAAAAGAAAAUAUGGCCGUAUCUCUCCCUCUCCGCUCCAUCCUUCUCCUUCCCCCGCUCCUCUUACUCCUCACCCUCCCGUCGCUCGCCUCCGCCUGCGACCGCUGCGUGCACCGCUCCAGAGCCGCCUACUACACCUCCUCGCUCACCCUCGCCGCCGGUUCCUGCGGGUACGGCGCGGCGGCCGCGUCCCUCAACGGCGGCCUGCUCGCCGCGGCGGGCCCGGCCCUGUACAGACAAGGCGUCGGCUGCGGCGCGUGCUUCCAGGUGCGGUGCAAGGACGAGGACCUCUGCAGCACCGCCGGCGUGAGGGUCGUCGUCACGGACCGCGCCAGGUCGAAGACGAACGACACCGACCUCGUGCUCAGCAGCCCGGCGUUCGCCGCCAUGGCCCGACCCGGCAUGGCCGCGCGGCUCGCCAGGCUCGGCGCCGUCGACGUCGAGUACAAGCGGGUGCCGUGCGAGUACAAGGGCAAGAACCUCUCGCUGCGUGUGGAGGAGCGGAGCCGCGCGCCGAACAAGCUGGCCGUCACGCUGCUCUACCAGGGCGGCCAGACCGACAUCGUCGCCGUCGACGUCGCGCAGGUCGGGUCGUCGUCGAGCUGGAGGUCCCUGACACGCGACCACGGGCCGGCGUGGAGCACGAGCCUGGCGCCGCCGGGGCCGCUGCAGCUCAGGGCGGUGGUGACCGGCGGGUACGACGGGAAGUGGGUCUGGGCCGACCGGGAGGUCCUGCCGCGCGGGUGGCGCGCCGGCGAGGUCUACGACACCGGCGUGCAGAUCACCGACGUCGCCCAAGAAGCCUGCUUCCCCUGCAACGCGCAGGAGUGGAGGUGAGGUGACCACCGACGACGACGAGGCAAGCCAAGAGGAAGAGCUAGGCUCCAAAAUCAUGGCUGGGCAUCGAACGAAAUGGCAAGCCUCGUCACUGCUGCUGCCCGUUUCGGCUUGGCUUGGAAUUGCAAUUGGAAGGAUUGGUAGAUAGAUAGAGAUUAGUAACUGACGCAGAGACACGUUGAGUCCUUGUUGCUUAUCCAACUCUUGUGGACAAACGUGCAUGAGCUGCAGCUGACGUGUGAGAUACUAGUAGUAGUAUGUACGAGUAGCAACCAUGAAGCGAUAAUGAGUAGACGACGGCGGCGAGGCCGUGGCCUGAAUCGCCGGACGUACAGACAAAAUACUACAAAAUCCGGUAACUUUUCUCGGUGGGCAGCGUCGCAAGUCGCCGAGCCGCAGGAUUCAUGCUCCGCUGCUUUCGGCGACGAUGUUCUUCGCUCGAUGACUAACGAUUUUCAUUCAUGGGCGCCAAGCCAAUCUCGAUCGGUCGAA
Molecule: messenger RNA, 1933 nt
Organism: Hordeum vulgare subsp. vulgare (domesticated barley)
Lineage: Eukaryota; Viridiplantae; Streptophyta; Magnoliopsida; Poales; Poaceae
Product: expansin-like A1
Exons: 3
Coding region: 542-1441 (299 amino acids)
Cellular component (GO): extracellular region
Source: RefSeq, a predicted model, not a curated record